Messenger RNA from Ornithorhynchus anatinus (platypus), 1696 nucleotides. It is a transcript of the gene YRDC, whose product is annotated as yrdC N6-threonylcarbamoyltransferase domain containing. The record is from RefSeq and is a predicted model, not a curated record. The transcript has 6 exons. Gene Ontology annotation, molecular function: double-stranded RNA binding; nucleotidyltransferase activity; tRNA binding. Gene Ontology annotation, biological process: regulation of translational fidelity. Bases 16 to 831 code for a protein of 271 amino acids. Gene Ontology annotation, cellular component: cytoplasm. Lineage: Eukaryota; Metazoa; Chordata; Mammalia; Monotremata; Ornithorhynchidae.
UCACUUCCGGCGGCCAUGGCGCCCUCGCCGCCGCGGCCCGGCCCGGGCUCCUCCGCCGCCUCCGCCUCCGCCUCUGUCACGAGCGUCGUCCCCGCUGUCGCGACCGCCCUCCCCGCCGUCGCGACGCCCCCCUCGCCGCGUCUGCUGCUUCUGCCCGCAGCGGACCCCGGCCGGGGCCGUCGAGGCUGGCGGGAAGCGCUGGGCCUGGCGGUGUCGGCCCUGCGGGCGGGGGGCGUGAUCGCCGUGCCCACGGACACGCUGUACGGACUGGCCUGCUCCGCGCUCAGUUCGGCCGCGCUCAGGGACGUGUACCGCAUCAAGGGACGCAGCGGGGACAAGCCCCUCGCCCUCUGUCUCGGAAGCGUGGCCGACGUCUACAGGUACUGCCUAGUGAGGGUUCCCCGGGAGCUGCUGCGGGACCUGCUGCCCGGCCCGGUGACGCUGGUGAUGGAGCGAUCCCACGAGCUCAACGGCGAUCUCAACCCUUUCACUCCCCUGGUGGGCAUCCGGAUCCCCCGCCACGCCUUCAUGCGGCAGCUGGUCCAGAAGUUCUCGGGACCCCUGGCCCUCACCAGUGCCAACGUCAGCUCGCAAGCCAGCUCGCUGACCGUCAAGGAGUUCCGGGACCUGUGGCCUCAGUUAUCCUUGAUCGUCGACGGGGGGCCGAUCGGAGAUGUCCAGAGCCCCGAAUGUCGCCUGGGCUCGACCGUGGUGGACCUGUCCGUCCCCGGCAAGUUCAGCGUCAUCCGGCCAGGCUGUGCCCUGACCCAGACGGCCGACAUCCUCCAGAGAAAGUACGGUUUGCAGCCGUCCGAGGACUCUCACCCUUAGCAUCGGAAGCCAGCGGGGUCGAGGUCGUCGUGCUAGGCACCGUGUGUCUUUGGGUUUUUAUGGCCUUGUUUAAUGAGGUCGGCGGGGUGGGCUCUCUCAGCCCUGCUCUUUGGGGGAGUCGUUCAAGUAAGUCAGCCCUCCCUUUCGGCCGAAUUCUCAUCUAGAGACCUUCCUGGGCGCGCUGGGCGGCCUCGGUUGGCGACUAGACUGGCGGCUGCGUCUUUACGGAUGGUUCCGGGGGGGAAAGCACGUCCGGGCCCCGUCGUCCUGCUCUGUGCCCGGAAAGUCCGGCACAUACAGAGGAACGAGGUGCAGCUUGACUGGCCGAGGGGAAGGAGCCCGGGCCUGGGUUCUAAUCGCGGCUCUGCCGGGUGCCUGCUGCGUGAUUUUGGGCGAGUCACUUAACCUCUCUGUUAAAAUGGUGUUUCGAACCUAUUUAGACCGUGAGCCCCAUCGGUUCAAGGACUGUAUCCAACCCGAUUAACUCAGAUCUACCCCAGAACUGUGUCUGACACAGGGCCAGCCCCUAACAGAUCCAGUUGUACAAAUAGAGAGCUCUUACCCCGUCCUCAGGCUAGAGGUGGGCUCCGGGUUCGAAAUCCCUUGUGUUUGCCGGAGCCUGCCCUAGCGUCAGGAAGUCACUUCGAAGUUGCUGGAUCUUUCGGGUAGGCUAGUUCGCGGUCCGGAGAGGGGAAUCGAGAAGUAGAAUCUCUGACCGUGAAGGUGCGUCUCCUUCCCUGCCUCUCCUUAGGGAUGGAGCGGCAGCGGCCCAGCGGAGAGACGCAGAUGACCAAAUCUGCGUUCGCCUGUUCCGGGUUGGAACGCCAAUGCAAUAAAAGCCCCCGAGGGCGUAAUUACCCUGUGA